GGCUAUCAUACGAGGUUUGUCUGGCUGUCAAAAAUCCUCGCAAUUGCUGCCGAGCCCAAAGCUCGUCCUCCACCCGCCAAACAGACUCGAAGCCAUUCCACGCCAACCGCCGUACCACCUCGCCGCUCCCCCCUCCGAACGCCCAAUUAGCCUCGAGCCGGCCCGGAGACCCUGUCCCGAUCACCCUCCCCCCCCUCGAAAAAUCCCACGUCCCUCCCUCCCUCCCACCCGCCGCGAUGCUGCGCACCACGGGCUCGACCAUGCUGCGUCGCAGCGUCCUCCAGGCCGGCCGCGCCUCGCCGGCCGCCCCGAUGGCCUGCCGCGCCGCCUCCACCCGCGCCCUAUCCAAGCCAAUGCUGGCAAACAUCGAGAAGAGAUGGGAGGGCAUGCCGCUGCAGGAGCAGGCGGAGCUGUGGAUGGCGCUGAGGGACCGCAUGAAGGAGAACUGGGCCGAGCUGAGCCUGCAGGAGAAGAAGGCCGCAUACUGGAUUGCCUUCGGCGCACACGGCCCCCGCGCCCUGGACCCCCCCGGCGAGGGCAAGAGGGUCGCCCUGUACGUCGCCGUCGGCAUGGGCGUCAGCCUCGCCCUCUUUGCUCUCAUCCGCUCGUUGGCCGGUCCGGCCCCGUCCACCAUGACUAAGGAGUGGCAGGAGCAGACCAACGAGUACCUCAAGUCUCAAAACGCGGAUCCCCUCACCGGUAUUUCGUCCGAGGGGUACUUGGGCAAGGGCAUGGUCCAGUCCCCCCCGGCCAAGCGUUAAAUAUUUUCCAUUUAUCUCCCUCUCUCAAUACCAAAGUGCAGCUCGUCCUCAUGGCCAUUUGCCCAUGUAUAAAAGCUUUGACGGGAUGCUCAGAUUCGCGGGUAUCUUUGCCCAGGGUGGUUGGUGUAAAUAUCAUGUACUGCGACGGGGGCUAGACGAUAUUUUUCUUUGAGGUCAUCACUGCAAUGCAUCCAGCCGCUGUGCCAUCGUGAUGAUAUGCUACCUUUUUUGUUUGUGCUAUUCCAGAAGAUCAUAAAGAGCAGGUAGGUAGGUACCUAACUGUUUCGAGUAAACGAUGCUAUUAACGGUGCUCUGCGGGCGCGAAUUGCUCCAAAAACGCCACGAUAAACCAUGAUUAAAAAUACCAAAACAAAACUCAUAAUAAGUACUAGCACUCAUCUUCAAUGUCAACAUAUCUCAUG
Molecule: messenger RNA, 1183 nt
Organism: Gaeumannomyces tritici R3-111a-1
Lineage: Eukaryota; Fungi; Ascomycota; Sordariomycetes; Magnaporthales; Magnaporthaceae
Product: cytochrome c oxidase polypeptide 5
Exons: 3
Coding region: 237-761 (174 amino acids)
Biological process (GO): mitochondrial electron transport, cytochrome c to oxygen
Source: RefSeq, a predicted model, not a curated record